Molecule: messenger RNA, 6572 nt
Organism: Sus scrofa (pig)
Lineage: Eukaryota; Metazoa; Chordata; Mammalia; Artiodactyla; Suidae
Source: RefSeq, a predicted model, not a curated record
ACCCCUAGCCUGGGAACUUCCAUAUGAUACAGGGGCAGCCCUAAAAAGAUUGAAAUAAAAUAUAAAAAAAUAAUUAAAAAGAUAUAUUGCCAUCAGGUUACGUAUGUAUAUCAGUUUACCUAAUUUGUGAUCCUGUCCGUAUCCAGGUUAGUAGGUACUUUGUCAUUACUAAUAUUUAUGUAUUUUUCUUUCCCUUUUUUAUUACGGCAUCUUAAGGUUUAUUUUACUGGCCAUUUUGAAAUACCAAUUAAGGUUAUACUCUACUAUUUUUAUAUUAAUUUUAUCUUUUUCUUUUUAGAUACUUUUUCUUUUUUCUUCAUUUGAUGUAAAUUGUCAUUCUUCCCCUUAUUUCCCCAGUUUUAUACUGGAUACAUUUAGAAAUAUAAAGUUUCAAAUACACCUUUGGCUUUGAAAUAUUUAAUUUCAGUUUUAUAUUCCACCUUGAUCCUUAAUUAUUCGAGUUUCUUUAUUCCCAAAUUAUGAGGAUUUUAGUUAUUUUAAAUUUUAUUGUAUUGUCAUAAACUGUAGCCUGCAAAGUGUCUACUUUUCAAAAUUUAUCAAGAUUUUCUUUGGAGACAAGUUACAGAAGUUACAUUGAAUUUUGUUCCAUAGAUAUAAGAGAAAGAGUAUAUUUUCUGUUAGUGUGGUACAAACUUCUCUUUAUGUAUAUUAAAUAGAGCCUGUUGGUAUUUUUUCAAGUCUUUCUAUUUUUGGUCUACUUGAUUCAUCAUUUUCUGAAACAGAUAACAGUAAUCUCUCACUAAUAGUUCACUUUGUGUUUCUAUUUGCUUUUUUGCUAGUGUUAUUUGUGUGUGUUUGGGGGAGAGGCAUACAUCCACCUAAUGUGUUUCCUCAGAUCUCUGUCCCUUUCCCAGAAGAGCCAGAAAUGACCAGGUCCUUGGGAUCAGUGUCUUUCAAGGAUGUAAUUGUAGACUUCAGCAGGGAGGAGUGGCAACAGCUUGACCGUGUUCAGAAAAGCCUAUACAGGAAUGUAAUGCUGGAAAACUAUUUCAACUUGAUCUCAGUGGGAUGUCAGGUUCCCAAACCAGAAGUCAUUUUCAACUUGGAGUGGGGAGAAGAGCCAUGUAUGUUGGGUGGUGAAGUCUCAAGCCUGAGCUGUGUAGAUCAAGUUAUUGGUUUUGAAACAUUACAACAGGGAAAGUCUGAAGAAGAUUUAAUCCGGUUUGAGAGAAUUAAUCUCUUCACAAGAGAUGACCCAUAUUCUAUUUUAGGAGAAUUGUGGCAAGAUGAUAAACAGACAGGGAGAUGUGAGGAAAACCUGAACAGACAUUUAAAUCAUGUCACCUUCAUCAAUGAGAAUACACUAGCUAAUGAGAAAGACUAUGAAUAUAAUAAGGACAUUGGAAAAAUAUUUCAUGUAAACACAUACCUUGUUUCUUCAAGAAAAAGACUCUAUGACUCACUUCAAAAGAGUUUGAAGCCUAUUCUAAGUUUAUGUAAUUAUAAUAGAAAUAAUGCAACAGAAAAUUUUGAUAAGGUUAUUGGAUAUGAUAAUAUUUUCACUCAUGUGAAGUCUCACACAGAAACUCAUGCUUCUGAAUAUAAUCGACGUAAGAAACUUCUGAGUCACAAGCAAGCUCUUAGUCAGCAUCAAAAAAUUCAUACUGGGGGGAACCUCUGUUUAUUUUCUGAUUGUGGAAAACUUUUUACCCAUAAGUCACACCUUUUUGCACAUCAAAGGAUUUAUACUGAAGAGAAACAUGAGUGGAGCAAAUGUGAGACAGUCUUUACUGAGAAGCUCCAACUUGCUGUACCUCCAAAAGUUUAUAGAGAAGAGAAAAACUCUGUAUGUACUGAAUAUGGGAAAGACUUUUCCCUCAACUCAAAUCAUGAGAAAACUCACACUGAGGGGACUGGCUAUAAAUGUAGUGCACAUGAGAAAGCCUUUCUCCAGAAGUCAGAUCUGUUCAGACACCAGAGAAUUCAUAUUGGAGGGAAAAAACCGUAUGAUUACAAUGAAUGUGAGACAAAUGUCUCUCAGAAUUCAAACCUCAGUGUACAUAAAAAAGUUCAUAUUGGAGAGAAACACUUUGAAUGUACUGAAUGUGGAAAAGCUUUCACAAGGAAAUCAACACUAAGUAUGCAUCAGAAAAUUCACACAGGAGAAAAACCCUAUGUAUGUACCGAAUGUGGGAAAGCCUUCAUCCGGAAGUCACAUUUUAUUACACAUGAGAGAAUUCAUACUGGAGAGAAACCUUAUGCAUGCAGUGACUGUGGGAAGUCCUUUAUAAAGAAAUCACAACUCCAUGUGCAUCGACGAAUUCACACAGGAGAGAAUCCCUUUAUAUGUACUGAAUGUGGGAAAGUCUUUGCCCAUAAGACAAAUCUGAUUAUACAUGAGAAAAUUCAUACUGGUGAGAGACCCUAUAUAUGUACUGAAUGUGGGAAGGCCUUUACUGACAGGUCAAAUCUCAUUAAACACCAAAAAAUUCAUACUGGAGAGAAACCCUAUAAAUGCAAUGACUGUGGAAAAUCAUUCACCUGGAAGUCACGGCUCAGGAUACAUCAGAAAUGUCAUACUGGAGAGAGACAUUAUGAAUGCAGCGAAUGUGGGAAAGCAUUUAUUCAGAAGUCAACACUGAGUAUGCACCAGAGAAUUCAUAGAGGAGAAAAACCCUAUGUUUGUACUGAAUGUGGGAAGGCCUUCUUCCACAAGUCACAUUUUAUUACACAUGAGAGAAUUCACACUGGAGAGAAGCCUUAUGAAUGCAGUGAUUGUGGGAAAUCUUUUACUAAGAAGUCACAACUUCAUGUACAUCAGCAAAUUCACACAGGAGAGAAGCCCUACAGAUGUGCUGAAUGUGGAAAGGCUUUCACUGACAGAUCAAAUCUUUUUACACACCAGAAAAUUCAUACUGGUGAGAAACCCUAUAAAUGUAGUGACUGUGGAAAAGCCUUCACUCGAAAGUCAGGCCUCCAUAUACAUCAGCAGUCUCACACUGGAGAAAGACAUUAUGAGUGCAGUGAAUGUGGGAAAGCCUUUGCAAGAAAAUCAACACUAAUUAUGCAUCAGAGAAUUCAUACAGGUGAGAAACCUUAUAUUUGCACUGAAUGUGGGAAGUCCUUCAUCCAGAAGUCACACUUAAAUCGACAUCAGAGAAUUCAUACUGGAGAGAAACCCUAUGAAUGUGGUGACUGUGGGAGGGCCUUUAUUAAGAAGUCACAACUCCAUGAACAUCAUCGAAUUCACACAGGAGAGAAACCAUAUAUGUGUACUGAAUGUGGAAAGGCCUUCACCAUCAGAUCAAAUCUUAUUAAACACCAGAAAAUUCAUACUAAGCAGAAACCGUAUAAAUGCAGUGACUUCAGGAAAGCCUUCAACUGGAAGCCACAACUCAGUAUACAUCAGAAAUCAAAUACUGGGGAAGUAGACUGUCCAAUACCACAAUCAUGGCAUGGGGAUACAAAGUUGUGAGAAGCUAUAGCUUAACUAAGAAGCAAGAGGUAACCAAAGUCAGCUUUUCUCUAUGUAGUAAGAAGUAUGACUAUCUGGAUUGCAUAGUUGAUUCCAGUUUUACACAUAUGGGGAGACACUUGGAGAAAGUGUUUAAACAGUGAAUAAUGGCCAUGCUUAGUUACUUGACCGAUACUGGGAUUUUCCAGCCCCUGCAAAUAAUAGUACAUUUGCAAGGAGAUGAUUUGGCAAUCUUUUUUGUUUCACAUUUUGGAGAGCCAGCUUUAUAAAUGCAGGGCUGUUGAAUUUUCCAUGCCCUGAGUAGCAAAAAUAUUCUAUAUUGACCAAAGGAAUUUCUUAAUGAAGAGAGUUCUAAGAAAAUUUUUCAUUGUCCAAGCACCUGAGGGACACUGAAAUCAAGGCAGUUGUGUAGGCACUUCAGGUCUAUAGUGAAGAGAAAAUAGACAUUUUUGUGAAAAUUGAUAUAAAAGACACAAAGAAGAAUGCUUCUUUUUUCCUUUUCUUUGAGAAGUCACUAUUAUUUACUGUUUAUAAUAUCUAUUAGUGGGUAGAAACUUGGAUUAAUAAAUUUUAAAUUUACAGCUUGACUUUGAGAUUGGCAAAUCACAACCAUAGACUUGCCUGAAUAGUCACAGGCAUCUUUAGGUAACCAGUAUGUUCCCUUGUUUACUAAUUCCCUGCUGUGGCAGCAGGUAACUCAUGCCCAAAAGGUAUAAGGCGAUCCUAGCCUGUAUCCUAAAAGUGAUCAAUGAUGUAAGCAGCAGCCCUAUAGACUACUUGUCAUACUAGAAUUGGUCCUGAGAUCAUGGAACUUAGCCACGAGUUACAGACUUAGUACUCUGGAUUCUCAGCCUUUUCCACAGAAACCUCUGCUUUUUACUGAUUUCUGUUUGAAAAAGAGACAAGUGGAAGAAUUUUUUUUUUUUUUUUUUUGCUUUUUAGGGCCACACUUGCAGCAUAUGGAGGUUCCCAGGCUAGGGGUUGAAUUGGAGCUACAGCUGCCAGGCUAUGCCACUGCCACAGCAAUGCAUCUGUGACUUAUAGCACAGCUCAAUGCAAUGCUGGAUCUUUAAUCCCCUGUGCAAGGCCAUGGAUCAAAUCCGCAACCUCAGGGUUACUAGUUAGUUUCAUUUCCACUGUGCCACAACAGGAACUCUGAGAAAAUGGGUUUUAAAAACUAGAAUUCUUUCCUUCCAAUUUUGUUAAUACAUUCUCUACAUAUUUAUUACAUGCAAGGUUACUAUGAGGCAGUUGUCUUGCAUUUGAGCUUGUUUUAGAAAAUAUAGUUGCACACUUGGAAGAGUCUCUCAAUCUCUACAAAUUUUAAUUGUGUUUUCAAAUCCUCUUACUCUUAGACUAUUUUUUUUUGUCUUUUAUUCUAUCAGAUACUGAAAUAAAUGUGUUCCAAUCUUUCAGAAUAAUUGUGAAUUUAUCUCUUUUAGAGCUACCAAUUUUUGUUUUAUAUAGUUUGUCUUUGUUUUUACAUACAUUCAAAUUUAGAAUUGUUACAUUCUUUCUGGUUAAUUGAAACAGUCGUUUUGAAAUGUCCCCUUUUAUCUCUAGUUUUUUUUUUUUUUUUUGUCUUUUUGCUAUUUCUUGGGCUGCUCCCGUGGCAUAUGGAGGUUCCCAGGCCAGGGGUUGAAUCGGAGCUGUAGCCGCCGGCCUACGCCAGAGCCACAGCAAUGCAGGAUCUGAGCUGCGUCUGCAACCUACACCACAGCUCAUGGCAACGCCGUAUCAUCAACCCACUGAGCAAGGGCAGGGAUCGAACCUAUAACCUCAUGGUUCCUAGUCGGAUUCUUUAACCACUGCGCCAUGAUGGGAAUUCCAUUUUUUUUUUCUCUAGUGUUGUUUUUGGUUCAAAAUUUACUUUGUAAGGUAUAUUAAUAUAAUGUGCAUACUUUACUUAUUAAAAGUUAAUGUAAACUAGUACUUACACUACUUUCUGGGUAAGGUGAAGAGUUAGAACAUUAACUUUGUGUAUAUCCUUCUUGACUUAUAUGGUAUUGAUGUCAUGUAUUUUUAAUUCUGUGCAUAGUUGACAUGCUCCGUUAUAACUGUUUCAGGAUCAAUAUUCAUUUAUAUUAUUCCACAUAUUUACCUUUUUUGUUACCUUUUCCUUCUUGUCCUUUAAGUUUCCUUCUAGGAUUUUUUUUUCUGACUGAAGAGCACUUGUUAGCGUUUCUUUUUGUAUAUGUUUGUUAGUGACAAUUUCUAGUUUUGUUUGUUGGAAAAUGUCUUUAUUUUGCCUUUUUUUUUCUUUGCCACUCCAGUGGCUUGGGAAAGUUUCCAGGCCAGAGAGUGAAUCUGCACCACAGCAGUAACAACACCAGCUCCUUAACCCAUCGAGCCACCAGGGAGCUUCUUUGCCUUCAUUUUUAAAGGGUAUUUUUACUGAGUAUAGCAUUCUAAGUUGGCAGGCAGUUACUUUCUACUAGAAUUUUGAGGUAUUUUGUUAUAAUUUAUCUUUCUUUUUUUAUUGAAAAGUAGCAAUCUAGUUACCUUUGAAGGUAAUGUGGUUUUUAGAAUUCUUUUCUCUUUUAAAAUCUAUGUCUUUGUCUUAGGCUGUCAGCAGUUGGACAGUGAUAUGCUUGGAUAUGAUAAUCCAUGUAUUUAUCCUGCUCAGGAUUUGCAGUGUUUUUUAAAAUCUGCAGCUUAAUGGGCUUUUUGUUUUUGCACAUUUGAGGAAAUUUCUAGUUACUAUUUAUUCAGAUUAUGCAUUUGCUUCAUUAUCUUCCUCUCCUUCUCCUAGUGAUGGCCCCAUUGUUAACUUUUCUGUUGGUUGUUUCUCUUGGGUUUUGGGGAUGUCUUGUCUUCAUAUACCUGGUGCUUAUAAAUCAACCGUCUAGGCACUGUGUAUUAAAAAUUGUAGGUAUAAUUAGGUGCUCUGGAUGCUGUCAUCCUUCAGAGAGGACUUGCCUUUGCAUUUAACAGGCUAGGAACAAGAGUGAUCCCUGAUUGCUUCAUCCAAUCAUGUAUUGAGAUCAUUUGCAAUUGGGUUUCAGUCUCUAUGAAGGAUUGCCUAUUUUGUUAAUUUUUUUUUUUUGGAGUUCUUGUUGUGGUGCAGUGGAAACGAAUCUGACUAGGAACCAUGAGCUUGUGGGUUCAAUCCAUGGCCUCACUCAGUGGGUUAAGG